Molecule: messenger RNA, 1738 nt
Organism: Rosa rugosa (rugosa rose)
Lineage: Eukaryota; Viridiplantae; Streptophyta; Magnoliopsida; Rosales; Rosaceae
Product: serine/threonine-protein kinase STY13-like
Exons: 3
Coding region: 247-1491 (414 amino acids)
Biological process (GO): protein phosphorylation
Molecular function (GO): protein kinase activity; ATP binding
Source: RefSeq, a predicted model, not a curated record
AAGAAGUCGAUUUAAGUAUUGAAAACUAGAGAGAACAAAAGAAAAAAAGAAAAAAAAAAAAAAGGAAAGCGAGAGAGAUAUAGAAGAAAGGGAAGACUGGGAAGAAGAGGGUCUUUGUUUUCCAUUCGAUCUCUGAGCAGUCGUCGAUUGAGGUUUUUGAGAGAGAAAGGGGUGUUGGUUUCAGAAAACUAUAUGCUGAACAAUUAGGGCAACUUGGAAGGUUCUGCUUUUCUGUUGGAGAAGGAAAUGUUGGAAGGUGGUGCCAAGUUCACUGGAAUUAUAGGUCUAAACAACAACGAUUAUGAUUUGUCUCAAGGCUUUUACCACAAACUUCAUGAGGGUGAGGGUACUAACAUGUCCACUGACAGUAUGCAAACUAGCGUUGAUGGAGGCUCUGUCGCCAUGUCUAUAGAUAACAGCAGCGUUGCUUCAAAUACCAAUGAUUCCCACACUCGCAUCUUGAACCACCAAGGCCUGCGGCGACGCAGAAAUGACAACGACUCUGUUGCUGCACAAAGUGUUAAUCGCGGAAGAGUCACACAUGCACUCAGUGAUGAUCAACUUGCCCGAGCUCUAAUGGACAGUAAUUCCGUCACAGAGGGGCUUGAGAAUUAUGAGGCAUGGACAAUUGACUUAAGAAAGCUAAACAUGGGUGAAGCUUUUGCGCAAGGUGCUUUUGGGAAGCUAUAUAGAGGUACUUACAAUGGCGAGGAUGUUGCUAUCAAAAUUUUGGAGAGGCCUGAGAAUGACCCAGAAAAGGCUCAGAUAAUGGAGCAACAGUUUCAACAGGAAGUCAAGAUGUUGGCUACGUUGAAGCAUCCGAACAUAGUUCGUUUUAUCGGUGGCUGCCGUAAACCAAUGGUUUGGUGCAUUGUAACAGAAUAUGCUAAGGGUGGUUCAGUACGGCAAUUCUUGAUCAAGAGGCAGAGCCGAUCAGUUCCGUUGAAGUUAGCAGUCAAGCAAGCUUUGGAUGUUGCAAGGGGGAUGGCAUAUGUUCAUGGGCUCGGGCUGAUUCACAGGGACUUGAAAUCGGACAACCUUUUGAUUUUUUCAGACAAAUCAAUUAAAAUUGCUGAUUUUGGGGUUGCCCGUAUUGAGGUGCAGACGGAAGGAAUGACCCCAGAGACUGGGACAUACCGCUGGAUGGCUCCGGAGAUGAUCCAGCAUAGGCCGUACACUCAGAAAGUUGAUGUUUAUAGCUUUGGGAUUGUUCUUUGGGAACUUAUCACAGGGAUGCUUCCGUUCUCGAACAUGACAGCAGUGCAGGCAGCGUUUGCAGUUGUCAAUAAGGGUGUCCGUCCUAUCAUUCCCCCUGACUGCUUAACUGUUCUUGGUGAGAUAAUGACGAGGUGCUGGGAUGCCAACCCUGAUGCCAGGCCACCCUUCACUGAGGUGGUAAGAAUGCUCGAGAUUGCAGAGACAGAGAUCAUGACCACUGUCCGGAAGGCUCGUUUCAGGUGUUGCAUCACCCAACCAAUGACAGCCGACUGACCCCAGAAGCAAAAGUUCGAAAGAAAGCAGUUAUUAUAACAUAAAAGGAAAGAAGAAAUGGAAAAGAGGAAAAAGAGGUCAAAUAAGGUGAGAUUAUAUGUAGCCUUGUGUAUUUAGCAGGUUUAAUUUCUUUCUCAAAAUAGAAAAAGGAUGUUCUAUUCAAAAACAUAUUUGGUUUUGAGAUCUCUAUUUUAAUGAAUUUCUGUCAUUGAAUGAGUAAUAGAAGAGUGGAAUUGAUGUGUUUGUA